AUGCUGAGUGUGCGCAUAAGGGCUACGCUAUGCUAUGCAGUGGAUGUGGUGAAUGCUAGUGGUGAAACUUGCGUGGAUCAUAUACCAAGGUGCACUGCACCGCUCCAGCAGAUAUGUAGGGCCGGACUUGGUCGCAAGGUGACAUUGACAUCACACAAGCUAUGCGUAAUUUGUCACGCUGACUAUACAUGUCGGGACCAGAGUGAGAUUCAACUACCGCACCUCGCACAGCUCCUGUCGCCGCUGACUCUAUUGGGGUUGCCGAACCACCCGCACUGCAUCGUGGACCACACGGACUUAGAUGGGCAUUCGGAACCUAGCAAGAGCAUAGCGCUGCAUCGUUCAUCAACCACGCCCGCAGGCUGUACCGAGUGCUCCUCACACAACGACUACUACUACUUCACAAUGUUCCGCAAGCCUGAACGCAAGGUUACUGUGAACAUGCACGGCCCGUUCAUCUUCGUGAAUCCGGGUGAUCUCCAGCAAUUCUACGCCCAAAUGGGUCGGAUGGUGGAUGACGAGAAAGACUCUGAUGAUGAGGAGGCUGACAUUCAGAACGUGAAGAAUGAGGCCCCGCUUCCAAAGCAGAACGACAAAAAGGACAAGGCCACAGGUCAUUGUAGAAUACAGCAGGUAACGACAGACACUAACCACAUAUGGCUUGCUAAGGCUUUUGCGAAGCCCAAGUUCAUGAGUAUCGCCUCGCAAGCUGCAAAGACUGUCCCUCAGCGUGCUACGGCGCCGAAGGAGCCACACACGUUUCCGAUGCCCCCUCAUGUACAGCAGGCCGCGCCCGUGCAGACCGCCUUCUACCCCAUUUGGAAGCCUCCUGUCAGCCCGCCACCCAAAGCAGACAACGGGGCUAAGAGUAUGCACGGGGAUUUCCAAGGAUGGCAGUAUUGGCCACGACCGUUGUUGGCAGAUGGGAACUUCAAGGAGAUGAAGUACGAAGAGCGACACUACUGGGAUGGCGGCGAGAGGGUACAGUCGGCACGCGUGGAAGUCCGGAGGCCAGCGACUAUGGCGGCAGGAACGGAGGACGGGCGCCGUUCAGCUUGGCAGCAGCCACCCUGGAAGUAG
This is a messenger RNA of Postia placenta MAD-698-R-SB12, 1080 nucleotides long. RefSeq lists its product as hypothetical. The record is from RefSeq and is a predicted model, not a curated record. Lineage: Eukaryota; Fungi; Basidiomycota; Agaricomycetes; Polyporales; Adustoporiaceae. The transcript is spliced from 7 exons. The coding region runs from base 1 to 1080 and encodes 359 amino acids.